GCAUGACCUUCAACCCACCCCCCUCAGGGUAGGGGCGGAGAGAGGAAUAAUUGGGAAUGAACAAACUCAGAGACCCUUUCUGCUCACGGAAGGGAAGGGUCAGGUCUGCAGAGAUCUCACGAUGCCCUUCACUGAACUAGUUCAACAUCUAAAGUAAGAACUUGUAGCCACCGCUUUUCUCCUGAUCUGGCUGGAAGGCUUUAGAGAUCCCUUCAAAAGAGGGAGAGAAGCAGGCCAAGAGAGUAACAAAAGGAGACAGGCAAGAAACAAACAGGAAUUGCCAGGGACAAAGAGAGAAAGCAAAAACCUGAAGGGCAGAGAAGAAAGAUAGACCCAGAGGAGGACAGAAGGAGGUAGACCAGGAAGAAGAGAUUGGAUUCAACGCACAACAAGGAAUCUGCUCCUUCUCCUGGUCAGUGGACUGGUGAGGAUGAACUGAAGCUAGAAAGGACAAGAAGACAUUGAGCAGCUUGAGACACCAAGAGGCCACAGAAUCACCCUACGGGGAUGCAUAGCCCAGUCAUGAUCUGCUUUGUUUUAGUGUGUUUCUUAUGGGUCCCCCAAGUAAAAGGUGAGGAAGGCUGUCUCAACACUGAACUCUGUUCAGGUACAGAGUGGGACCGUUUGUGGUAUAUCUGGCUGGUGGUGGUCAUUGGUGGGCUGCUGCUCCUGUGUGGCCUGGUUUCUGUCUGCGUGAGGUGCUGUUUCCAUUGCCGUCAGACAGGGGAGGAAUCGGGCCCUCAGCCCUACGAGGUCACCGUCAUUGCUUUUGAUCACGACAGCACCCUCCAGAGCACCAUUACCUCUCUCCAUUCUGUGUUUGGGCCCGCUGCCAGGAGGAUAUUAGCGGUGGCACACUCCCAUAACGCUGCACAGGGAACACCACCCCUCUCAGCAUCAGACACUCCUCCAGUCUACGAAGAAGCUCUGCACAUGAGCAGAUUCACAGUCGCCAAGACAGGGCAGAAAGUGCCAGACCUGGAUCCAGUGCCGGAGGAAAAACUGCAGGCAUCUGCUGAGGGCAAGGAUGCCCAGCCAGCCCUCCCAGGACACUAGUGCCUGUUUCUACUGAAUGGCAAAUAAUGCAGAAUAGUUACAUGCAGAGACUAAUUCUUCUGAGCAGGCUUAGGAAUAUCAGAUUAACCUCCUCAGUCUAAUGAGAAAGGGAAAAAAACAGAGACUAAGAUAGUUUCAGAUCCCGCAUAUUUUGAUACCUCCUUGAGAUAAUCAACAAUUGGCCUUCCCCGUGUCCAUUUGUUAAGCACACACACAUCACUAGUAUCACCCUUUGCACAAAAAAGCAGGCAGCAGGAUCAAGGCGCUGAGCCACUCUUCAGGCUAGUGACCUGCAGGGAGACUGCAAAUGCUGUCUCAUUCUGCUUGCCUGCAGUCUAAGUUUCCUGGGUAUGGCAGAGAGGUUUCACAACAGGAAAAAGACAGACAUAUGAGAAGGUCUUAAGACCUAAUAAUAACAGCAAACUUCUGGAAAGUGUCAACCACUUAUAGUAAAUUUAAUGCCUGUAAACAAAGGAGAGUAUACAUUUGGUAGUAUAUGCAGUAUAGUGCCCUAAAUACCCUACAGGAUAUAUAGAAUGAACACAGACUGGUUCUGAGUAUGAUAUAUAGCAAUUCUGAAAUAGUAGUCACAAGCUGUUAUAUUUGAAAUAAAAAAAUAUAUAUCUGUGAUAACAGAUCAAACAAGGGGAGGAGCAGGAAGACUAUCCCUGAAGUAAAGUUCAGUUGUAUUUUGGGUGCAUUCGUAUUGUAUCUUUUAUCAAUUAUUCCUAAUGCCGCUGUCAAAAGCAGAUCAAAUUCAUUAAGACCAUUUAAAAUGUUUAAGCCAUUACUCAUAUAGAAAUAGUUUGUGAGUCUUUCCUGAUUGAUACAGCUAUGUUGAAUCAUCCAGAAAUAUUAAUCAAACUGUUUGGAUGAACACAGCUAUGGACCAUUUGUAAAAUAUCUUCUUGGACUAGGUACUCAUGAGAAGGUGACUGUUGAAUUAUUGUCUCUACCUCUGGGUUCAGCAACUGAAAACAUUAAAGCAGAAGGACAUCCAAUAUCAGAUGAUAAGCAGUCAUGAAUUAAUUGCAUGUAUAUAUUAAUGUUGAUAUGAAUGCACAGGUCACGGAUAUCACACCUUUCUGAAGUGCCUGCAUAGCCCUUCCUACUGGACUACUCAAAUUCUUACUGUCCUUAAUAUGCUGAUCUUUACAACUCUCCUGUGAAAAUACAGAAAAUAUAGUUCUUUUGUGGAUAAGAAGAACAAGGACCAGGUCCCCAAGUAUGUUUAAGAAUGGAACUGCUGUUUUGAUUACAGCCCUGGAGAAUUUUAGAGAAGAUUGGUAAGACACCUUCAGGGGUAGCAUAAAGCAGAACUGAACGACCAAAACACCUUUGAUGGUGUCCCAGACCUUGUCCAGUCACAGGAAUUUUGUAUCCAAGGGAAUUUAAUGAGGGUCUUGAUUUCCUAGGUCACAAACUUCUUCCUGAAUUGCCUAGUCGUUACCUAACUGUACCAUUAAUGAGUGAUAAACUGGAAUGGAAUAAAUAAAUAAGUGACACAUAAGGUUAUGUCUCUUCUGCCAUACAGCACGCUUGAAAUAAUAACAACAACUGUUUGUGAAACAUCUACUAGAGCCCUAUUUCAUCAGCUGCUCUCUGAAGUCCAGCUCAAGCCUGACUUCUCCAUCAAGCCGCAGAACAUUUCCUGCAAGGCUCUUGUUUACUCCACAGUAAAAGC
Molecule: messenger RNA, 2740 nt
Organism: Aquila chrysaetos chrysaetos
Lineage: Eukaryota; Metazoa; Chordata; Aves; Accipitriformes; Accipitridae
Gene: TMEM52B
Product: transmembrane protein 52B
Exons: 5
Coding region: 508-1056 (182 amino acids)
Source: RefSeq, a predicted model, not a curated record